GCGCAAUGCAGGAUGAUAGUUUUCCGUCUAGUAGUACUCCGUACUUACUAUCUUACUAUACUAGAUACUCGGUUUGAAACCCUCCUGCAUGGUUAUUGCAUCCCUCGUCUGGUCGGUGGCAUGCGCGGAACCGCCAACUCACCCAAACCCCCGACCGACCCCGUCAGAUCGACUCCAUCCAGCGCAUCCACCUCCGUCCCGCCCCCGUGGGGUCACUCAAUCCAUCCUUAAUCCUUUGCUUGGAUCCUGGCCCACCCGACCAGUUGGCCUGGCCUGGCCUGGCCUGCCUUGCCCAAUGCCAUCCAUCAUCCAGUAUCCAAUAUCCAAUCCCCAAUCCCCAAUAUCCAUUUGGACGGCACUGCUCAAUAAACGUUUGAUUUCUGAUUUAUUGAUAGACUUAACCAUCUAUCUAUCUGUCUGAAACGAAGCCAGUUGAAAGAAAUCCUCCUUCUGGGGUAUAGUAAUCAGGCGGAACGCAAUGCACGCAUGCAUGGAGGGCUAUGGCUAUGGCUAUGGCUAUGGCUUUGGCUUUGUGCCUGAGGGACGCCCGGGGCGGGGACAAAGCGGCG
Molecule: messenger RNA, 569 nt
Organism: Aspergillus heteromorphus CBS 117.55
Lineage: Eukaryota; Fungi; Ascomycota; Eurotiomycetes; Eurotiales; Aspergillaceae
Exons: 1
Coding region: 89-421 (110 amino acids)
Source: RefSeq, a predicted model, not a curated record